Molecule: messenger RNA, 1003 nt
Organism: Drosophila biarmipes
Lineage: Eukaryota; Metazoa; Arthropoda; Insecta; Diptera; Drosophilidae
Gene: Ercc1
Product: DNA excision repair protein ERCC-1
Exons: 3
Coding region: 203-976 (257 amino acids)
Biological process (GO): meiotic mismatch repair; mitotic recombination; UV-damage excision repair
Cellular component (GO): nucleus; ERCC4-ERCC1 complex; nucleotide-excision repair factor 1 complex
Molecular function (GO): single-stranded DNA binding; damaged DNA binding
Source: RefSeq, a predicted model, not a curated record
AUAUCGAUAAACGAUUGCAGUUGUCCACAUAGUGACGAAUCGCGUACUGUUUACCUCAAGGAAGAAGUCUGAUAAAUGUGAAAAAGUCUAUUCGAAAAAGAGUUGACUAACGAAUUUAUGCAUUUGGCUUGACUUUGUCACUCGAGUUUUAACCGCGCUGCGAGCUUUUUUAUUUCAAACAUUUCAAGUUUAAACACUAAGAAUGGACGACUUUGACGACGAUUCCUUUAACGAUGUUCUGGGCUCCAUGGAAAUGCCCUCGGCGGCAAAGCAACCCAAAGUGGUUGAAGCUGCUCCACCGGCUACCAGUUCCAGUAGCAGCACGUCAAGUUCCGCAUCCGCCAAUCCUGUGCCCGCCAAGCCGCCAUCCAAUCCCCACAGCGUACUUGUCCACAGCAAACAACGCGGCAAUCCCAUCCUGAAGUCCAUCCUCAAUGUUCCUCUGGAGUUCCGAGAUGAUAUCGUGCCCGACUAUGUUGUGGGUCGGACAUCCUGCGUUCUCUACCUGUCCCUAAAAUAUCACAAUCUCAAUCCGGACUACAUCUGCCAGCGACUGAAAGCUCUGGGCAAAAUGUACGAGCUCCGAGUGCUCCUGGUUCAAGUGGACACUCCGGAGCCACACAACGCCCUCAAGAGCCUGACCAGGAUCUCGCUUCUGGCCGAUCUGACCAUGAUGUUGGCCUGGAACGCCGAGGAGGCGGGAAAAAUCAUUGAGACCUAUAAACAGUUCGAGAAGCGCCCGCCAGAUUUGAUCAUGGAGCGGGUGGAGUCCAAUCCGCAUCAAAAGCUUGUGGCUGCUCUUACCAACAUCAAGCCGGUGAACAAGACGGACGCCGUCACCCUGCUGCAAACCUUCGGCAACCUGGGCAACAUCAUCACUGCCAGCGAGGAGCGGUUGUCCCAGGUGAUGGGACUGGGUCCCCGGAAGGCCAAGAAGCUGUACAAAACCCUGCACGAGCCCUUCCUCAGCAAGUAGCUUUUACGCAUCCCAAAGUUAUGUGUU